Messenger RNA from Lagenorhynchus albirostris (white-beaked dolphin), 900 nucleotides. It is a transcript of the gene MLC1, whose product is annotated as modulator of VRAC current 1. The transcript has 12 exons. Bases 16 to 900 code for a protein of 294 amino acids. Lineage: Eukaryota; Metazoa; Chordata; Mammalia; Artiodactyla; Delphinidae. Gene Ontology annotation, biological process: regulation of response to osmotic stress. The record is from RefSeq and is a predicted model, not a curated record. Gene Ontology annotation, cellular component: plasma membrane; endoplasmic reticulum; cytoplasmic vesicle.
GUGUUUCCUUUGGAGAUGGAUUACCUGCGCUGUGCUGCAGGUUCAUGCAUCCCCUCAGCCAUAGUGAGCUUUGCUGUCUGGAGGAGAAACGUCAGCGCGAUUCCCAACUUCCAGAUACUGUUUGUGUCCACGUUUGCUGUCACCACGACGUGUUUGAUCUGGUUUGGAUGCAAACUUGUACUGAACCCGUCAGCAGUAGAUAUCAAUUUCAAUCUGAUUCUGCUGCUUCUGCUGGAGCUUUUCAUGGCAGCCACGGUGAUCAUCUCUGCGCGGUCCAGCGAGGCGCACUGCAAGCAGAAGAAGGGCUCCAUCUCCGAGAGCACCAACAUUCUGUAUGAAGUGACAUUUCCUGCUCGGGUCCUGAAAUCCUAUUCCGUCAUCGAGGUGAUCGCCGGUGUCUCCGCCAUCCUUGGAGGGGUCAUCGCUCUGAACGUGGAUGACGCCAUCUCAGGCCCGCACCUUUCGGUGACGUUCUUUUGGAUCUUAGUGGCCUGUUUUCCAAGUGCCAUUGCCAGUCAUGUGACGGCAGAGUGUCCCAGCAGAUCUCUGGUGGAGGUGCUGAUAGCCAUCUGCAGCCUCGCGGCCCCGCUGCUGUUCACGGCCUCGGGGUACCUGUCCUUCAGCGUAAUGAGAAUCAUGGAUGUCUUUAAAGAUUACCCGCCAGCCUUCAAGCCAUCCUACGACGCGCUUCUGUUGCUGCUGAUGCUGGAGCUGCUGCUGCAGGCGGGCCUCAACACGGCCACGGUCAUCCAGUGUGUGCGCUUCAAGGCGGGCGCAUCCUGGGACGCUGCACAGACCGGCCCGCAGGGACGCCCGGCGGGAGAGGUGGCCAGAAGCCCCCUGAAGGAGUUUGACAAGGAGAAAGCGUGGAGAGCCGUCAUGGUGCAAAUGGCCCAGUGA